AUGCAGGCCUCAAUUCGCGCCAUCAAGAAAGUGCUCGCGCCUUCUAUCGAACCAGAGCUACCGUCGCACUCGAUACUCGCCUUCUACGGCGAGAAGCGGGUCGCGAAGCAACUUGACGACGAGCGUGCAAAUCGGAGGGCGAGGAGUCCGUUCCAUGGCAUUCCUAUUAUUCUGGAAGACAACAUCAUGACGGAUAUGAGUCUCGGUAUGGACACCACUGUUGGAUCCUACGCUUUUGUAGGGGCGAUCCUGAAGAAGAACACGACAAUAGUAGACCGUCUCCAAAAGAAAGGGAUGAUCAUCCUUGGCAAGAGUAAUAUGACCGAAUUCUGUGGGCUAAAAACCCCACUCAUGCCUCCUGGAUGGUAA
Molecule: messenger RNA, 369 nt
Organism: Mytilinidion resinicola
Lineage: Eukaryota; Fungi; Ascomycota; Dothideomycetes; Mytilinidiales; Mytilinidiaceae
Exons: 3
Coding region: 1-369 (122 amino acids)
Source: RefSeq, a predicted model, not a curated record